ACUAGAUUUUUGGCAAGUCCACUGCCGAACUAAUCGCACUCGAAAGCGGGAGCGGCAAGCUAGAGAGAAGCGAAUUAGGUGACUAGACGAUUAACUUUCCACCAGAAACAGCAGCACCAACGUCUAUGGAUCUAUCGUCUCCUUCUCCUUCUCCUUCUCUCCCCGCUGUCUGAUUCUUCUCCCCUCAUCGCCGUUUCUGCAUUCGCCGAUCUUGCUGGGUUUUGAUUCUCUCUUUGAUUUCUUCCCUGAAUAUGGCGUGCUGGGUCUGUCAUUGCUGCUUUACGAGCUACUUUCCGCUGUUCAAUUCUCUAACUAUGAACUUCCGUUUCACCAGUUGGUUUGCUCUUUCUCCCUUUGGCUAAUUUACAGUCUUUUGAACUUUCUGCUUGUUGGGUCUCAGCAGGUGAAAGGGGGAUUCACACAUUGCAGAGCUCUGGAGCUUAUAAAGCUAUUGAUUGAUAUUGGGGGUUGUCUGCCGGCUGUGUUCUUGCUGACCUGCUGCUUGGACAGCCUCUAUUUCCCUGGAGUGAGGCUUGUGGAGAUUAUUAAGGAUUUGGGUAUUCCAACAACGGAAGAGAUCAAGUGUAUGAACCCAAAUUACACAGAUUACCAGUUGCCUCAGAUAAAGGAUCACCCGUGGAACAAGUUGUCGUUUUUCUGUUCUUCGCUCUCAGAUUUUCUCCCAUUAUCCAGGAAAAUGGCAGGCAGUCUGAAAUCCGAUAUGUCGCAGAAGACUAUUUUAGGUCUCCAAGUAUGGGAGCUCAUUUGCAUCUGCAUUGCACUCUUCAUCAUCCUCAUCUUAACUGUCUCCAUCUACCUAGUCUCUCGUAAGAAGUCUUCCUCCACCAAAAGAAUCUCGCACCCGAACCAGAACCAGCAGCAGCUUCCGCUCUCUCAAAUCCCGUCCGAGUCCAAGGAGAUCAAGGAAGUCCGAGUGGAGCAAAUCUCAACGGACGAGUUCGUCCCUCGUGAAGGAAUCCUUCUAACAAUCCAUGACAAGUCGAGCGACAAGGAUGCUGAUAAGGUCCUUGUCCAUCUCGGCAUGCCCAAGUCCAAGAAUGGUAACGGCAACGCGAACUCCAAUGGCGAUGGUGACAACAACAGUCAGUCGGGUGGUUCAUUCCAUCAAUAUGACAAAGGCGGCAUUGUUUCCCACUCUGGUGAUCAAGGAGGCAGCUCAGCUGGCGCGGUCUACAGGGCUUCCUCUGUUGCUUCCCAACAUUACCCGAUCACUGCUCCUUCUCCGCUCAGUGGGCUCCCUGAAUUCUCUCACUUGGGUUGGGGUCAUUGGUUUACACUCAGGGAUCUCGAAUUGGCUACCAACCGCUUCUCUAAAGAGAAUGUCCUUGGUGAGGGUGGCUAUGGAGUUGUUUACCGUGGAAAUCUCAUCAAUGGCACUCCCGUUGCUGUCAAGAAGAUUCUCAACAACUUGGGCCAAGCUGAGAAGGAAUUCAGAGUCGAAGUUGACGCGAUUGGGCAUGUCCGCCAUAAGAAUUUGGUUCGUCUUCUUGGGUAUUGCAUAGAAGGCACUCACAGGAUGUUGAUUUAUGAGUACGUGAACAACGGAAACUUGGAACAGUGGCUUCAUGGAGCCAUGUCACACCAUGGAUAUCUUACGUGGGAGGCCAGGAUGAAAGUUCUCCUCGGCACAGCCAAGGCGCUUGCUUAUUUGCACGAGGCCAUUGAGCCAAAAGUGGUGCAUCGUGACAUUAAAUCUGGCAACAUUUUAAUCGAUGAUGACUUCAACGCCAAGGUUUCUGACUUUGGUUUGGCCAAGUUGCUUGGAGCUGGAAAAAGCCAUGUCACUACUCGAGUGAUGGGAACUUUUGGAUAUGUGGCACCUGAAUAUGCCAAUAGUGGCCUUCUGAAUGAAAAGAGCGAUGUUUAUAGUUUUGGGGUUGUGGUCUUGGAAGCAAUCACAGGAAGAGACCCGGUAGACUACAGUCGUCCCUCAAAUGAGGUAAAUCUUGUUGAUUGGCUGAAAAUGAUGGUGGGGAGCAGGAUGUCGGAAGAAGUUGUGGACCCCAAUAUGGAGACGAAACCAUCAACAAGAAAUCUGAAGAGAGCCCUUUUGACGGCUUUGAGAUGCGUGGAUCCCGACUCUGAGAAACGACCAAAGAUGGGGCAAGUUGUAAGAAUGCUGGAGUCCGAGGAAUAUCCUAUUCCAAGAGAGGAUAGAAGACAUCGAAGAGCCCCGGGAGGUAGUAUGGAGACAGAAUCUCAAAAGGAGAAUUCAGACAGCGAUCGCCCAUUAGCACCUGGAGGCGAGAGCAGCAGCAGGAGGUCUUAACUGUCGACUAAAGCAAACACCAACACGAUUACCUCGCACACUUCAUAAAAGCUAUGGAAGAGGAGGGGAAGGGUUGGAAUAACGGGUCACCAAUUAUGUUUAUCUUCUCAUUAUUUGAGAGUCAGUUCUUAGGUUUGAUUGUUGCUAGUAGGGGGUGGCUUGGUUGUGCUUUGGUGGGGGGGUUACGUCAUUGUUGGAUUUGGAUCGGUUCAGAUGGUCAUUGUUAUAGUUUCCUUUGGUUGUACCUCUUGGAGUUUCCUCAGUAGGAAGAUGGUAGGAGUGUGUCCAUGGUGUUUUCACUUUUUCCUUUACAUUUUGUUCAUAUAUUGGAUUGUAAUGGGAAGGGGAAAUGUAAGUGGUAGCAAGCAAGGUGGUAUACGUUGAUAGGAAAGGUAAACUGUGUAUGUGUUGUACAGUGAAGUAGCAUAUAGAACACCUGAAAUUUGUGAGGGAGGGUUGGUGUUUGGUGUUUUUAAUAUUUUGGCCUAUUUGUUUGAAAUCAUUGCCAGUUCUUCUGUUGUUGGUUGCAGUUCAGGAUGGUUGAUGAAGUGAAAAUCUUCUUACAUGCUAAGCAAUAAAUGAUCUUCUGUGACAGUUACAGC
This is a messenger RNA of Linum tenue, 2892 nucleotides long. The record is from the annotation of a GenBank genome assembly. NCBI's taxonomy places the organism in Eukaryota, Viridiplantae, Streptophyta, Magnoliopsida, Malpighiales, Linaceae.